AUGCAUGGCAAGUACAACAGAUCAGAAUCACAGGAACAGACUGUUGACGUUUAUCGCUCUAGGUUCUAUGUCUUCACUGCCACCGGUGCAACUCAAUGGGAGUAUCCCGCUCCUCCUCCGAACCACCAAGCUCCGCCGACCGAUCAAACUUUCCACACUCCCCCUUCACAAGGAGCUGAUGUGCCAGCUCAAGAUGGUGAUCGCGGCCUGGGUAAAACUGCCCUUGCUGUAGGCGGGGGUCUUCUCGCUGCCUCAGCUCUCAAGCCGUUUGGUCAAAAGUUUGGCGCAAAAAUGGCAGGUUUCUUUGGAAACAAGCCGCAGCAGCAAUACUACUCGCAGUCGCCCACACCACAAACGCAAGUGCAUGUAUAUCCCGUUUACGUGCCAGGGGCACCAGGAGCGCCGCAGCCGUACCAUGGGCAGCCUCAAGGUAUGGCUCCAAAUCCAGGAUAUUAUCCCGCUGGAGACGCCGGAGGUAUGACCGCACCAUCGGGCGUGCCUCCUCCAAUGCCUGUGAAUGCCAAUGGUCCAAGUAACUUUACAGCUCAGAAUAUACCACCGCUGUAUAUAUACGGGGCUGUUUUUGCAGACCAGGACGUCACGCAGGCUGUUAGGAGUCUAAUCACUCCGCAACAAACGGUGACGCUGUCGGGGGAGUCGUUGGUCAAGCAAUUCGGAGAUCCUUGGCCCGAAGCAGAGAGGAAGAUGUUUAAUGUCUUGUACGCGUAUGGUGAUCGGCCGAUGGAGCUUAUUGCAGUUGACACAACCACUGCGAUUAUCGAAAUCAAGAACGAGGCUUUAUCGAAGAAGCGGAUGGAGUUCUGUCAACCUCCGCCAUCAAAGAUCAUUGCAUGUGUUUGGGGUAUGGAGAGUGUCUUGACCUUGUCGAGAUGCCAGCAGCUAGAAAAGGAUGGAGAGAUGGAAGGUUCAGAAGAGGAUCUCGGGAAAGGUGGUUUCUGGCAAUGGGAGCCAAGAACGCUCGUGUGUUAUUUCAGGACAGAUGAUGGGAGUGUUGGUAUCAAGUGCUGCAGAGAGGGCGGUACAAUGCGGCUUCCAUGGAACCCUCUUGCCAAAUGGUCAUAA
Pochonia chlamydosporia 170 is the source of this 1083-nucleotide messenger RNA. RefSeq lists its product as hypothetical. Lineage: Eukaryota; Fungi; Ascomycota; Sordariomycetes; Hypocreales; Clavicipitaceae. Bases 1 to 1083 code for a protein of 360 amino acids. The record is from RefSeq and is a predicted model, not a curated record. The transcript has 3 exons.